Messenger RNA from Amaranthus tricolor (Joseph's coat), 508 nucleotides. RefSeq names its product auxin-responsive protein SAUR21-like. NCBI's taxonomy places the organism in Eukaryota, Viridiplantae, Streptophyta, Magnoliopsida, Caryophyllales, Amaranthaceae. Bases 118 to 393 code for a protein of 91 amino acids. The record is from RefSeq and is a predicted model, not a curated record. The transcript has a single exon. Gene Ontology annotation, biological process: response to auxin.
CCUAAUAUAAAUACCUUCCGGAGCUUUUGCAACUCAUCAUACUCAAAUCUUCUUGCAAAUAAAAACACUUUUUUCUGCCUUUUCUUCUCUUUCCACAAUUAUAUUUAUCUUACUAGAAUGGCAAUCCGUUUUACUUCUGUACUCACAAAUGCAAAGCAAAUGAUAACCAAAAAUCAGCUAGUAGUACCAAAGGGUUAUGUACCAGUUUAUGUAGGAGAACAAACCGAUAAAAAGAGAUAUGUUGUUCCCCUUUCAUUCUUAAGCCGCCCUGCAUUCCAAGAAUUGCUGCAACGUGCUGAAGAUGAAUUCGGGUUCAAUCAUCCCAUGGGUGCACUCACCAUUCCUUGCACUGAACAAACAUUUUUUACUCUUACAUCUCAGCUUAGAUGCUAAGAGAAUUGAAGAACUACUAUAAAUAGAUUAUUUUUAUGGGUUUUUUUAUUCAAAAAAUAUUGUUUUUAUUUAAACCCAGAAGAUAUGUACAUAUAAUUUGACAUUUUCCCCCUUC